This is a messenger RNA of Eleginops maclovinus (Patagonian blennie), 2785 nucleotides long. It is a transcript of the gene kifc1, whose product is annotated as kinesin family member C1. The transcript has 18 exons. The record is from RefSeq and is a predicted model, not a curated record. Gene Ontology annotation, molecular function: ATP binding; microtubule binding; microtubule motor activity. Gene Ontology annotation, biological process: microtubule-based movement. Lineage: Eukaryota; Metazoa; Chordata; Actinopteri; Perciformes; Eleginopidae. Bases 394 to 2286 code for a protein of 630 amino acids.
CAUAGACGUUCCGGUUACAGAAGUUAAACAGUAAGCAAUACAGACGUUCCUGUUACAGAGUUUGGAUUCUAAGCAUGCUAACAUAAUUCAUGGCUUCUUCAUCUUUGUCAUUAAAUAAGCAAUCUGACAUCGAGGAGUGUAAUUCUUCAGAUAUACUAUCAAGUCAUCGAGUAGACUAGCCUUCACUGUGCAAACAGCGUGUAUCCCGCACAUGCGGGACACUCUGUACAGCGAAUCAAGCAUUUGGAUGGAGGCGGGGUUAACACUCAGUCAACCAAUCACGACAGCUUGUCCUGAGCGCCCACCAAAACAGUUUGAUUUCAAAUUCAAACCGCCCGGAAUACAGUGGAUUGGGAACAUCAUUGUGCGGAGAAGUCAACUUUAGUUCUGAACAUGUCCCGCUUACCAGUUAUUUCAAACAAGAGGGUCCUCACAAGCAGCACCAGCAGCUCAGAGAAUGGCCAAGACUUUGCGCCUGCUCAGAAAAAGCCUCGUAGUGACCCGGUGCCUGUCAAACCUCAUGCAGCAUCUACCAUCAUCGGCGGCAGGCGGCCUGCCGUUGCAGCAACCAGGGCACCGAUCUCUCGGCCAGUCAGACCAACGGGAGCUGCCACUGUGGCUGUCGCUCCUUCCAGAGGGGUCCUGAAACAAUCUAUAGCUUCAACAGCACCAAAGGGAGGCAACAUUAAACCAACUGCUGCACCAACUGGCACAAAAGCAGGUGGAGGUACAAAGCGCAAUGCAUGGGACCUGAAGGGCAAGGUCACCGAUAUGGAGGGUAAGAUACGUAACUUCCAGACCAAGGUCAAAUCUGUCAACCAGGAGAAUGAGGAUCUGAAAAGCACGGUGGUCAAAAGCCAAACAAGAAUGACGGAUCUGGAGAAAAGUGUGGCGAGGCAGAGGAGCCAGAUCAGUGAGUAUGAGGAGCAGUUGCAGGCGUUGUCAGGAGUCCAGGAUGAGUUGGAGAAGGUGUCCAGUGAUAAGAGCUCUCUUGAAAAGCAGCUCUGCAACUUAGAGGGCAAAUACAAGGUCAUGGAGACUCUCCGGGACAGCCAGGAGACAGAGCUGCAAACUCUCAAGAUGAAGCUUUCAGUGCAGGAGUCGACUCUGGCCCGCCUGCAGCUGACCCUCAGAGACACAGAGGAAGAGGUCCGUUCUCUGAAGGACACCGUGGUCCAGCAGAAGGACGAGCUUCAUGCUGGGGAGAUGGAGCGCAGACAGCUCCACAACGCCAUCCAGGAGCUCAAGGGUAAUAUCAGGGUCUUUUGCCGAGUGCGCCCACUGACAGACGGAGGCCUCAGCCAGCACAUUCAGUUGCCAGCCACUGACAACAAGACCAUUUCGCUGGCCAAAACUGAGGAGUCUCACACAGGCAAAACUGCUGACACUCAGAAAAAUUACAACUUCAAUUUUGACAGGGUGUUUGGCCCCCAGGCUUCACAACAGGAGGUCUUUGAAGAGAUCUCUCUGCUGGUGCAGUCUGCGUUGGAUGGCUACAACGUCUGCUGCUUCGCUUAUGGCCAGACAGGAAGUGGAAAGACGUUCACGAUGGAGGGAGCCGAGUAUGAUGAAGCCAGAGGCGUCAUUCCCAGAGCCGUGACACAAAUCUUCAGAGCAGCAGAGAAACUCGGAGCACAAGGCUGGGAGUUCACCUUUACAGCCAGCUUUGUCGAAAUUUACAAUGAGACCCUCCGAGAUCUCCUCUACACCGGCAAAGCCAGCAAGAGGCCCGAGCACGAGAUACGGAAGUCUUCAAACAACGCGGUGUCAAUCACCCACCUCACAUAUGAGAAGGUCACCAACGAGGAUCAGGUUCUCGGUCUGAUCAUGUUGGCCAAUCGCAAUCGCUCCACAGCCCAGACUGCCCAAAAUGACCGCUCGUCUCGCUCCCAUUCAGUCUUCCAGCUGGAUAUCGAGGGAGCGAAUGCUGGCAGGGACGUCAAAUGCAAGUCCACUCUGUGUCUGGUGGACUUGGCUGGCAGUGAACGCUUGCUGAAGAGCCAGUCUCAGGGCGAGCGCUUCAAAGAGAUGACGGCCAUCAACAGCUCCCUGUCCAACUUGGGCAUUGUCAUCUCUGCACUGGCCAACAAGGAGAGCCACGUUCCAUACAGGAACUCCAAGCUGACAUACCUCCUGCAGGGCUGCUUGGGAGGAAACAGCAAAACCCUGAUGUUUGUGAACAUUGCCCCAGAGCCGGACAGCUUUGGGGAAACUCUCAACUCCUUGAGGUUUGCCAGCAAGGUGAACGACUGUGUAAUCGGAACUGCAAGUGCCAACAGAAAAUAGAGCAACGUGCUUAAAAAAACCAAACUUGGUUCUUAUAAUUUAACCAUUACCGUUCUAACCACAAUAUGAAAUGUUUAUAAUUGUUUUCUAUGCUUGACUCACACAUUGUGCUGCUGGGCACAUCAGUAAGAACCAAAUCUAGAAUCCUUCUGUAUAUUGUCAGGUCUUCCUUUUUAAAACAUUUUUAUAGUCCCAUGUAAAUUCAGCGGAUGUUUUUAGAAAGAGUUUUUGAUUUUAAAAAACAAAUAUACUGCUCUCAAGGGUUCUUAAGAUCUGCAGUUGAAAUAUUUACCUUCAUUGGACUUGUCUUAUUUUUUAAAAAUACCAUAUUUUCUUUUUUUGUCAGUUUAUAUUUGGAGCUUUUCAUAUAACUUGCACAAAUCAAUGUUUGUUAAGUCAAACCAAUACUGUCAUUUUUGUUGUUUUAUUGUGGAUUUGUAUCUCUCUAUCCACAUGAUAUAAUAAUAAUAAAGACACUCUGUAGAAGGGCUACCUUUUA